Messenger RNA from Ahaetulla prasina, 6336 nucleotides. RefSeq names its product forkhead box Q1 (gene FOXQ1). Gene Ontology annotation, biological process: regulation of transcription by RNA polymerase II; anatomical structure morphogenesis; cell differentiation. The transcript has a single exon. Gene Ontology annotation, molecular function: RNA polymerase II cis-regulatory region sequence-specific DNA binding; DNA-binding transcription factor activity, RNA polymerase II-specific. Bases 4999 to 6162 code for a protein of 387 amino acids. NCBI's taxonomy places the organism in Eukaryota, Metazoa, Chordata, Lepidosauria, Squamata, Colubridae. The record is from RefSeq and is a predicted model, not a curated record.
CACUCUGCUAAACAAAUAAUUCCCUCAACACUGUCAGACUAUUUACUGAAUCUGCACUACUAUUAAUUGUUCCAUAGUUCCCAUCACCAAUCUCUUUCCACUUAUGACUGUAUGACUAUAACUUGUUGCUGGCAAUCCUUAUGAUUUAUAUUGAUAUAUUGAUCAUCAAUUGUGUUGUAAAUGUUGUACCUUGAUGAACGUAUCUUUUCUUUUAUGUACACUGAGAGCAUAUGCACCAAGACAAAUUCCUUGUGUGUCCAAUCACACUUGGCCAAUAAAAUUCUAUUCUAUUCUAUUCUAUUCAUUUUGAAUCAUGUUUGGUGAUCAGGAAGGAAGGAAAUUAUUUAUUCAUUCCCUUCUGUUCAAACUUUGAAUGGUUUCUAACAGAUUUUUUUUUAAAGCAGUGGUACUGUUAAAAAGAAUAUGUUUUGAACUUUAUACCUAUUAAAAUAAACACUAAUAUUACAGAUUGUGUCAUAUACACUUCUACAUGAGUUAGAAAGUAUCAGUAUAAUUUAUAUAAUUGUUUGAACAAAUAGCUACAUACUCUACACCAGUGGUUCCCAACCAGUGUGCCGCGGCACUAAGGGGUGCCGUGAGAUCUUUUGAGGGUGCCGGGAACUUUUGAGCUACAGAGAUUUUAAAUAUCUAUUUCCUUAUAAGGGUGCCGGGAACUUUUGAAAGGCUUUCCAAGGGUGCCUCAAACAAGAAAAGGUUGUGCCUCAAACAAGAAAAGGUUGGGAACCACUGCUCUACACUAUAUAUAACCUCCUGUCUUCUACAAUUAUCUUGGAGGACACCCACACAUUAUUUGUCAAUCUCAGAUAAUAUCUUAUGCAGUAUAUCUGAUGAAGUGGUCCUUAGCUUACCAAAGCUUGUUGAAACAGACUGAUAUAAUUACCCCUGUGAAAAACAAUGGAUUAACUUCAGGUGAAAACAGCUUUUCUAAAAUCAUGCUUAAUUCACAAUACCAAUUGAAGAGGAUAUAGGCAGCUCAGGGUUGAAUUGUAGAGUCCUUGAUGUUGUCUGAGCUUGGUUGUUCCUUGCAAAACAUCUGCAAGCAACAUCUGCAAGACAUUUCCUUGCAAAACAUCUGCAAGCAACAAAGUCAGAGAGCACCAGGCUCUCCAUAGUUAUCUCAUAGUAGAUAUAAGAAAUGUGUUGUGUAAGGCCUCUUCACUGAAGAUUAAAGACUCUAUCUACUAUGCUGCUCCAGUUUUUUCCAAUCUAAGGAUGAGACAAAAUGGUAGGCACAAAAUUACCCACCUGGCUUCUAUACCUGACAGAGGAAUAGAAACCAGAUCUAAUCCCUUAUCCAAUACAUCAUUCAUAAAAUGUUAAGAUUGUUAAAAUUGGCAACAAAUCCUGUGUGUGUAUCAAUAUUCCCAGAUAAAGAUAAAUGAAAUCCAUGAGGCAUUGACUAUAGGGCAAUGUGUACAUAAUUGAUUACAUUGCAUUGAUAUUAUAGUAGGUCACAAUUUAUGGUUAUCCAGAGUAAUCGUUGUCAUUCAUAUGCAACACACAAAUGCAAUCCUACACUGAUACUUUACUUUGAGAAUUUGGGGAGGAAGCUUCUUUAAAAUUCAGUAGCAGAUACCCCUGAGAAACCAUGCAUACAAUGAGCAGAGGGGGAAGAUUUAAAAGUACAUUUAUUUGAAAAAAAUUACUUUCAAAUGUAUUUAGCAGAAUAGUGUUAAAGAACUUGCACUUCAGCCACAAAACCUGUUUGACUGGUAUAUAGAGAUAAAGGGGGUGGGUGGAAAUAUAAAGAGUGCAUGUAUGUAUGUAUGUGGGUGGGUGGGUGUGUAUAUACAUAUGCGCACACAGACACUGUCAGUUCCUUUAACUGAGGUACCAUCAACAUUUUAAAAUUGUAAAACAUUAAAUCAUUGCAGUUAGCAAUCUUUGGUUAGGUAAAAUACUCCAGGGCACUUUUAAAAAUAUCAUAAUAUCCUCAUUUUAAUUAGAUACUGCAGACUUAAAUAUGGCAUGAUCCUAUCAACUUUUUUCAGUAUGAUUAUUUGUGAGAGUCACUGAUUAAUGAAAGAGGGUAAUCGUGGGUUUACAUCUUUUCCAUGUAAACAAUUAGAAUUUACAAAGGUUUCACUUUGCUCUGGCACACUCCUUACUUUGAAAUAUUCCAUAAAAUUCAGUUUUGAAAUACUGGGUACAAGCCACUCAACAUUUUAGUCUCAUUGUCCCAAUAUAAAUUUGGAAAAGCAACAGAAGUGAAAAUGGAACUCAAAAAUUUCAGAUCAUGCUAUAUGUGCUUACUAUUAUAUAAUUUCACCUCUGCAGAUUCAGAAAUAUUAAAUAUAAUAUUCCAAAAUGACUUUGGAGUUUGGAUAUAUUAAGAAAAUAAAGUGUGGUCAAAAUGAAUCUUAGCACUCAUUCUUCUUUUAAUCUACCUGAUAACAUUUUGCAAUUUCUUCCCAGGACAAAGUGAUGGAGCAGUAAUUCUGAGUUCAAGCAGUUUUUAUUUACAGCAUGGCAAUGUAAUAAAAAAGAGUCCUCCAGAUAACCAAAUUUGUGGCUUUCAUAAUCAGUUUAGUAUAUAUAUAUAUAUAAUAUAAAAUAGGCACAUUCAUACAGCAAAGGCUACUCUUUUCUAGAACACCCCAACUACUGGAAAUUCAGUAGCUGAAAUUAUUCUCCCACUGAAGAUUCGGCUGGGAAUAUUAUGCGUUUUACAACUUCAUUCUUUGUUUCACUUCUUUUACCCCGGUCUUCAUGGUAUAUCAGAAUGGUAAACAAACUCCUGACAACUAUAAUAAUAAAAGGCAGGAAAUACAUACAUUAGCCAAAUUUAAAAUAAACCAGCUGAAAACGCCUGAGCCAAAACAGAGAAGUUUUAUGGAGGUACCAAAAUGCAGAGAUCGGACAACCAUUUAUCUGAAACAGUAUAGAGUUUGCAAUAGUGGUGAAUAUAAGGUAUAGGGGUUUCCUGACUAAGCAAGGGUUGGACUAGAAGACCUCAAGGUCCCUUCCAAAUAUCUAAUUCUGUUAAAAUCUCCCUGGGGAAGGUAUUGCUGACCAUCCCAAAAAUUACUCUCCUUUCUGAACAACUUAAAAGAGUCGCCCGGAAGUUUUCAGCCGCAGGCUGGCACCAUUCCCCAGGUCUAAGUCAUCAGACUCUACAAGUAUACAUACAUCACUAUAUUGCGAAUACAGUGGUUAUUGGAUUUUAUUUUUAUUUUAUUUUUUAGCUCAAAACAACACCCCGAUUUCUUCCCGGUGCUUACUAUCCGCGAAACAGGCUAGGCUAGAGGCUCCUUUGCGGGACGCCAGUUUGGGAUAUAUAUAUUUUUACCUCCCCAAGCUAAGCGUCGUUCACUGUAACAAUCAACCAACGGAACAGCUUGCCUUCAGAAGUGGUGGGAGCUUCACCACUGGAAGCUUUCAAAGAAGAGCCUGCACUGCCAUCGGUCAGAAACGGUGCAGGGUCUCCUGCUUGGGCGGAGGGGGGGCGGGGGUUGGACUAGAUGACCUUACAAGGUCCCUUCUCCAACUCUGUUCAUCUGUUCUGUUCUAAUCAGCAGCAAGGAAAAGGAAGGCCUGCGGCACCGAUCGACCGCAAAAUUCUGCGAAGCGCCGAAGUCGAUUCCCCCCCCCCGAGGAAGGCGACCCAGGGAGACGGCAGGUCGGGCACCACCACCUGUAAAAGGCACCUCGCCCUUCGCACCUGAGACGAGGCUCCCGCUCCGCAAAAGAGGAAGGAGCGGGAGGGGGGAGGAGCUGACUCGUGGCGGCGGUUUCAUUGGACGGAACCUUCAGGGAGGAGGCGGGGCUUGGGCAAAAGAGGCACCAAUUGCUUGCCAGGGAGGGCUGGCUGGCUGGCUGGCGGCGAAAUCGGUGCCCACCUUGGCCGACCCACCCAGUAGCCUCUCGGGGGAGGGAGGUGUGGUGGAAGCUCCUCCUCCCCCCUCUUGCCCAGCGUUCGGAUGGGCUGGCCCGACAAGUCCCGGAGAGAGAUAAUGACAAUAUAUACCACUAAUGACAGCGGCGGCAGCUCGAGUGUUGCGCCUGCCAGCAGACGGUUCCCCUCGAGAGCCGGGAACGCUCCGCAUUACGCGAUCGGAGGAGAGAAACGGACUGCCGGUGGUAUCACGCGGUCGUGGCUGUGGGCUUUUCAUCCCAACCGGGAAGGAUUUGCGCUUCCGCGGGGAGGAAAAAAAGCAAAACGAAACGAAACAACCCAACAACUCAAGAAUCGCUUGGCGAAGGGAAACCACUUGAAGUCGCUUCCAAGUUCUCAGCCACCUGUUGUUGCUCUCCGCUUCAACCGUCUGGAGCAGCCGAACCAGGAAGGGGGGAGAGAGAGAGAGAGAGAAGGACGGCAAAGCAUCCCUGCCCUGGGUCAGACGCUUCUAUAGGGGGAAAUAGAGGGCUUCGCAUUUGGAAACUCUGCCCCGAUGGUGGAAGAAGAAGCCGGCGCCCAGCAAUAAAAGUUCACCCGAACUGCCAGGAAGUCGAGCGAGGCGCGCUGAUUUUGCUUUCUAAGAAAGCGACCGUCACCUGGCUAAUGGGAAAACAGCACCGCACCUGAGACGCGUUGGGGGAAAAAAUUUUACACCCCACCCCUCUCGCCCGAAAUAUAUAUACGGACAGCAGCUUUUCUCCAAACUUUGGCCUUGGCUGGAAUGAGCUGAGUUUGGGUUGCUUUCGGGAGAGUUUGCAGAGGGAGGCAAAAGAAAGACCACCUGCUCAGCGUUUUGGAACCACCACGCCCUACUUUUCCAAGGAUCCCAAAGCGAAGACGAUCUGAUCCUCUAUUCUUCUCCCCACCCUGCCCGCUCACUCCCAUUCCGAGACUUUGACCAGGUAUAGAUAUGCACCCUAACUGUUGAUCCCGGGGGAUCGAAGCCCUAAAUCAACAGAACCACCAAGCCGGCUCCCCCUCCCCCACCGAAGGAGGCAGGCGGGCAGGCACAGCCUGAAAGCGGGAGGAGAAGGGGGGGGCCGGCCGGCAAAGGAUCACCGAGCCUGGGGGGCGCAACCAUGAAGCUGGAGAUCUUUGCUCCCCGAUACGAGGACAAGCUCAGCGGCCACAGCGGCAGCGACCAGGAAGGCGGCAGCGAAGCUUCCCCGCGGGCAGCCGAGAGUGAGCUGGGCUCCGACGGGGAUUGCGCGGCUCUCAGUCCGGCCAGUGGUUGCGGGACUUCUCCCCGGCAGGGCACCGAGCCUUCGCCUUCCCCGGGAGGCGAGUGUAAAGCGGCGUCAGGGCUGUCCGGAAAGCCUUACACGCGCCGUCCGAAGCCUCCCUACUCUUACAUCGCUUUGAUCGCCAUGGCCAUCCGGGAUUCGGCCGGGGGCCGCUUGACGCUGGCGGAGAUCAAUGAGUACCUAAUGGGCCGCUUCCCUUUCUUUCGCGGCGCCUACACGGGCUGGCGCAACUCGGUGCGCCACAACCUGUCGCUCAACGACUGUUUCGUCAAGGUGCUGCGAGACCCGGCCCGGCCGUGGGGCAAGGACAACUACUGGAUGCUCAACCCGAAUUCCGAGUACACGUUCGCCGACGGCGUCUUCCGCAGGAGGAGGAAGCGGCUCAGCCGUCCGGGCCUCACGUCAGCCGCCGGGGGCUCCUCUUUGGCUCAGCCGUCCCCCGCGCCCGCUUCUUCCCCGAGGGCCGAUCGAAAGACCCCCACGGGGGAAUCGGACGUGGGAGCCGUCGGGGGAGCCUCGGCCGCCGCCGCUGAGAAAUUCUCCAGCCCCUUCGCCAUCGAGAGCAUCCUGAGCCGACCAUUCCAGCCUUCCAAACAGCAGCCGCGGCCCCCCGCGAGGCCGGUGGGAGAACGGGCGGUGGCGUGGGCCGCUCCCCCGAGCUAUUCCCGGCUCCUCGCUCACCCGGCCGUCUCUUACGGCGUCGUCCCUGCUUUCCCACUGGCGGCGGCUUCUACCGUUUACCACUACGGCCUCCCCGAUCCUCUGCUGCUAGAGUCCUCCAAGGGGAAGGCUUUGAGCACCCGCGAUCCGCACCAGCCCUGCCACGCGAGACCCUCGUCGUCCUUCUCCUCUCCCCAGCUUUCUCCGGCGCAGCUGCAAGCGCUGAGCGUUUCUCAGCUCUACUGCCCCCUCCGGCUGCCCAGCUCAUUGCAGCAGGUGGCGGCCAGUCAUCACAACACCUACAGGCCUUAUCAUACAUCAGAGACUCUAUCGGUGUAACCAUCGAACGGUUUAAGAAGCCCCGUGAAAGACUGGGGUAAUUUGGGGACAGACGAGAAAUGUCUCUCGAUGCACUUUUUUUUAAAAAAAAGGGGGGGGAAUCCAGACUCAUUAGAAAGACUGUGCCUUAAAAACGCCGUUUUUUCUCCUCCAGUCCAAAACCAAAAAGCUGUU